This is a messenger RNA of Fusarium redolens, 1917 nucleotides long. Its product is annotated as fungal-specific transcription factor domain-containing protein. The annotation marks the transcript as partial. The transcript has 2 exons. The record is from RefSeq and is a predicted model, not a curated record. Lineage: Eukaryota; Fungi; Ascomycota; Sordariomycetes; Hypocreales; Nectriaceae. Gene Ontology annotation, biological process: DNA-templated transcription. Gene Ontology annotation, molecular function: zinc ion binding; DNA binding.
CAACAACAACAACAACAACAACAACAACAACAACAGCAGCAGCAGCAACCGCAAUGCCUCACAGCUCCUGCAACACCCAGAGCAACAACAACCCUCUGGCCAGAAGCGACCAUAGAUCCAAUUGCGCGGCCAAGUUCCAGCACUGGGCAUUAUCAACAUGACUCUCCCUCAACGAUGCAAGACUCUGCCGAGAACGAGGAAACUUACGAGACUCGCAAUCUAGCUGACUUUAUUGGUCAAGACCUACCAAAAGCCGGCGAGAUCUCACGUUCUGAACGCCUCUAUUUUAUCGGCACAGAGUUCUCAAAUCUUAACUAUCUCGUGCGUCACCGAGCUCUACGAAGGGAUCAAAAGGACGUGUUGCACUUUGGGACGCGUAGACUUGCGAGAAAGGUUCCUUCAGUCCCAGAAGAAGCUCUAAAGUUACCGCCUAAAGCUUUGGCUGAUGAGCUUGUCACAGCAUAUUUCGUCCACGUCAAUCGAGGGUUUCCAAUUGUCGAUGAGGAUGAAUUCAUGACGAGCUACAAUGGCCCCGACGUUCCGAAACUGGUGUCCUUGCCAUUGUUGAACGCCAUAUUCCUCGUCGGCGCCCAUGUACUCUCCUCGACCCGAGAAGACUGCAGGGCUAGCACAUAUACCUUCUUCCGUAGAGCCAAGAUGCUCUUUGACUACCGCUUCGAACAGCACCGCGAGACGUACCUUCAAGUUGCUCUCCUAUUGACAUGGCAGUGUGACAACCUCGAAGAUAUCGUUGAUAACUCAUGGCAUUGGAUCGGGAUCGGGGCCCGCACUGCCUUUGGAAUGGGCAUGCAUCGGGACGCCCGUUCCAGUACCCUAAACACCAUAGACAAACGCCAAUGGGUUCGGCUCUGGUGGUGUCUAUUUCAGUUUGACGUCAUGGUCUCGGCUUCGUUUGGUCGACCGCAAGCAAUAAACCUCGAAGAGUCGGACACCCCGAUGCUUGACGAAAGUCAUUUUCAGGGCAUCCUUCAUGGCAACCCAACUUUCGCCAUCGAGCACACAAAACUGUGCAUUAUCUUUUCCAAGGCUAUGAGACGACGUGUAGCCUUACGAGCCACAGAAGCCGAUCGAGCAGCGGCAACCAAAGAAGCUGAUGAAGAACUUGCUGAGUUUAUAACUCAACUGCCGCAAAGCCUCCAACUCUCGCAUUCCAACCCAGACACCUGGCAAGCAACUCUUCACCUCUCGUACCAUAACUUUCUCAUCCUUCUCCACCGAACUCUGCCUCAUCAAGAUCCGAGCCGGUUUUCACCUCACUCUGCCACAGAUCUCAGCAUCUGUAGCGAUGCUGUCGUAGCGAUAACCUCUAUCUUCGAAUCCCUCCGCACAAGGAAUACGUUAUGCAAUUUAUGGUUACCUUCCGUCCACGUUCUUUUCACCAGCCUGCUGCACGUUGCCAGCGAGCUCAACUCCUCCAAUCCUCUGGUCGCUGUAAAGUCAUCCCGUAUGUUUGACUCUCUUAUCCACACUCUCCGAGAUAUAUCACAGUAUUGGAUAUAUGCCAAGAGUCUUCUGCGACUCUUUGAGGAGCGGGCUAUGUGGAAAAAGAGACAGAAAUGGCAUACACUAGGGUCAUCUGAAGAGCGAACCUCUCAGGAGAGUCAAGAGAGUGCUCGUGCUGGCGCUUCCGAGUUUUCUCUACGGCCUAAUCCUCUUGAUGUCCCCAGUGUCAUGGGCGAUGCUCCAACAACUCUUCAGCCACCUUCUGCCCCAGUACCUGGACCAGCAUACGGCUUCAAUUUCGACUUCGAUGUCCAACAGGGGCUUCCAUAUGGUGAAGGCUUUUCGAACGGCCUUGAUCUAGCCGGAGAUGGGAGCGAGGCCAUGAACCUGCUCCCUGUACCUUCGGUAUUGGAGUUUCUACUGGCUGGCGUUGACAAUCAGUAUGACUUCUAA